GGCGGGGCGGGAUGAAUGGAGCGGGCUGGCCGGCGCGGCCGGCGGCGCGAUGAUCGCGGUGUCUAUCCCCGCGGUGGGGCCGGGGGCCGAGCCCGAGCCGAGCCCGGAGAAGACGCACACGCCCUAAGCCCGAGGAGUCUGUGCUGGCCUAUGGGCUCCCUGCCUUCCCCAGGAGAGCAGGCUGCUGAAGAAGCCCCAUGUGGUGCCAGCCAAUAUACUCAAUAUUAUCCUAACCUGCUGAUUCGACAGCCCCUCCCCAGCUCUGACCCCAGCCAGUGGCUGUCUGUCUGCACAGCUGUUAAACAUUCCCCCCUUCACUUCCUGCAGCUAGGGAAGGUGUUUACGGUGGAGGUCCUGUGCAAUGGCCGGAAACACAUCAUUGAGAAGCGCUACAGCGAGUUCCAUGCCCUGCAUAAAAGGAUAAAGAAGAUGUGCAAGGUCCCAGAUUUCCCCCCCAAGCGAGUCCCCAACUGGAUGUCGAAGGUGCAGGAGCAGCGGCGGCAGGGCCUGGAGGUUUACAUUCAGGGUAUCCUGUACUACAACAAGGAGCUGCCUAAGGAACUGCUGGACUUCCUGAAGCUCAGGCGCUUUCAGCAGGAUGCCAAGGCCAGGAGCCUGGACCAUGGCUUCCUGCUCUCCCACCAGCCGGUUAUGAUCUUCCACAAAGACCCCUAUGUGCUCCCCUCCUCCACAGAGCUACUGCCAGACAUAGUUCUGAAUGGUGUGUUACAAGGCUUCUACUGACCAGCAAGCUCCUGCUGGGGGAAGGCAGCCCCGAAGUGCUUGGUGGGGCCCCACAAGCUUAGCCAGCAGGGCUCAUGAGGGUAUCUGCCACUGCUUGGGCUUCACCAGCACCACUACUGGAGGGGGAGCACUGUUUGGUUGUCCCAUAUAGGGAUCGAUCCCUUAUCUCAGUGGCUGUACCUUCCCUUCUCCGGGGAUUUGUUCCUGCCCUCCCCACGCAUGGGGUGAUGGACAAAAUGGGGAGCUGCUGCUGAGCCUGGGGGCAGGUGCCUAACACACAUGGAGGUUGGGCUGGAAGCUCCUGGGGGACUGUUCUCUUUGAGCACUUGUAAAGAACGGGACAGCUGUCAGGCCAGACCUUAACUGCUCCACCAGUGCCAUAUCUGGCUACAGCUCAAAGAAGCAAGGGAGGCAAGAGCCACAGCAAGUAGAAGUGCUGCUACCUGCACUCUGGCUGGGGGGCGGCAGUACCUUAUACCAACCACAGCUGUGGCAGCAGCUCCUGCCAGGCUAGAUGAAGCCUAUGGAGGGAGGAGGUAGCAUCCCAGACUCAUGUAGAGGCCCCCAGGGGAAGGGCUGGCCUCCUGCAGGCUAAAGGGAGCUGUGCAGAUGCGUAAAGGCAAUAAAUCACUUGGGUCUGGUUU
Dermochelys coriacea (leatherback sea turtle) is the source of this 1388-nucleotide messenger RNA. It is a transcript of the gene SNX22, whose product is annotated as sorting nexin 22. The record is from RefSeq and is a predicted model, not a curated record. Bases 16 to 744 code for a protein of 242 amino acids. The transcript is spliced from 7 exons. NCBI's taxonomy places the organism in Eukaryota, Metazoa, Chordata, Testudines, Dermochelyidae. Gene Ontology annotation, molecular function: phosphatidylinositol phosphate binding.